Molecule: messenger RNA, 939 nt
Organism: Penicillium griseofulvum
Lineage: Eukaryota; Fungi; Ascomycota; Eurotiomycetes; Eurotiales; Aspergillaceae
Product: NmrA-like family protein
Exons: 3
Coding region: 1-939 (312 amino acids)
Source: RefSeq, a predicted model, not a curated record
AUGUCAAUCACAGUUGGAAUUGCUGGUAUCACUGGCAAAUUUGCCCGUCUGGUCCUGAAGCAUCUUCUCGCCUCACCGGAUAUCCAAAUUCGCGGACUAUGCCGCAAUGUUUCGAAGCUUCCUGAGAGUCUCCGCCACUCACCUCGAAUGACUAUUUUCCAAGGCGAAUCCACUGAUUUUGACACUCUGCGUAAAUUUGUCCACGGCUGUGAUGUUGUGAUCUGCUGCUACCUCGGAGACAACACUCUCAUGACCGAGGGUCAGAAGUUGCUUGUUGAUGCGUGUGAAUUGGAGAAGGUCGACCGCUACAUUGCCAGUGACUAUAGUGUGAACUUCCCGAAUCUGGAAUAUGGCCAGCUUCCCGCGAAGGACCCAAUGAAGCAUGUCAUGGCAUACUUGAAAGAAAAGAAAGAUGUUCAGGGUGUUCAUAUCCUGAUUGGUAUUUUCAUGGAAACAUUCUGGAGUGGAUACUUUGGCAUGUGGAAGCCAGAGGAGUGCAAGCUCUCGUUGUACGGGAAUGGUGAUGACAUCUGGGAGUCUACAACUUAUGAUACUGCUGCUCAGUAUGUGGCUGCUGUGGCGAGAGAUCCAAACGCAGUUGGCGUACUGCAAUUCCUCGGUGAUCGGAGAACAACUCGAGAGAUUGCGGAUGACUUCGCCGAAGUAUAUGGAAAGAAGCUUGAGCUUGACUUGCUAGGAUCUCUCGAUGACCUCUACAGCACCAUGCAUGCAACGUACAAGCAAGAUCCCUCGAACAUCUUUGCCUACCUUGCAAUGUUUUACCAAUACUACUGCCUAAACGGUCAAACCUACUUGAAGAAGGAUUUGGACAAUUCUAAGUACCCUGAUAUUACCCCGACCACCUUCAAGAAGUUCUUCCAGUCCCAGAAAUUGGAAGAACUGGGUGACUCAUACCAGAAUCCAGGCUCUAAUGUUUAG